Grus americana (Whooping crane) is the source of this 5556-nucleotide messenger RNA. RefSeq names its product poly(ADP-ribose) polymerase 1 (gene PARP1). Lineage: Eukaryota; Metazoa; Chordata; Aves; Gruiformes; Gruidae. The coding region runs from base 1901 to 4810 and encodes 969 amino acids. The record is from RefSeq and is a predicted model, not a curated record. The transcript is spliced from 23 exons. Gene Ontology annotation, molecular function: DNA binding; NAD+ poly-ADP-ribosyltransferase activity; NAD binding. Gene Ontology annotation, cellular component: nucleus.
UGCUGGGAAGGACGAAGAGCUGCCUUGCCGGGCUGCGGGCCUCGGCCUGUCUCUGGCUGCUCCAGCCUUCGGGCGGUGCGGAGGGACGGCGGGCUGAACCUGGUGCGUGCCUGGUGAAGGAUGAGCGAACGCCUGGAUGUGCGUUUAUGGAACGCGAGCAAGGACGUGUGGGGCGAACGCUGGAGCAAAGCCCCGCAGAUGGGUGCCGUGGUUCCCCGUUUCUGGAGAACGUACCACGCUCCGCGGCCGAAAGUCGCUUGUGCCCCUGGGAGAGGCUGCGCUUGGAGACGGGCGAGGAAGGGCCCGGGGGCUCGGCUCCCCCUCCGGGGAUACCUGGCUGCCGGGUUGGAGGCAGGAGCUGGUUUCCCGGCGGGGAAAUACCCGCUUCUGCUUCUGUUCCCCGGAGGCUCCGUGCCUUGGGAAAGAUGUCGAACCGUGCGGUGCCGAGCCGCGGCGUUUGCUCCACGUGUUCCUGCUGCCUUUUGUUUCUCCUGCUGCCCUCCGUCGCUUGCGGGAGGUGCCUGCCCCGCUCCGCCUGCCCCCUGCUCCGGCUGCCCCUUCCGCCGUUCCCUCCCGUCGGCUCUCCGUGCCUCUCUUCCCCGGCGGUUUAAGCUGAUGCCAGGCGGGUUGGUUUUCCUCAGGGCGGGGGUCCGUGGGACCGCAGCAGGGCUGAGUUCAGGGAGUGUGUUGGGUCUCUCUUUGAGAGAUCUCCUGGGGGCAGGCAGGUGGAGGGGCACAGCUGGGACCGUGGCAUCCCUCGCGGAGCCACUGCCUUUUAGCCAACCAUCUCUCCAAAACUGCUGGUCUUACACUAACCACUUGUAAUUUUUGUUGUUGGUUUUUUCCCCUACAAUCUCUUGAAUUUGCUUGAUCUCUUCUGCAAAGGGCUCCCUCUCCCCACCGCCAGUUUUUGAGCCAGCAGAGUGCUUUGCACACCCCGCUGCCGAGCGUCCCCCUGCAAGGGCCGGAAUUUUACCCAAGCACCUGGGCCCCUUGUUUCCUCUCGGGGAAAUCCCCUGCAGAGCUGCCUCUGCAGCAGCCUUCUGUGCACUGAGGUCUUUUGCAAAUUGUGCAGAAGAAACUCAAGGGAGGCCCAGACCAAGUCGUUAGCUGGGUGCAAUUUCCACUAUAACCACCUUUUUGUUUUGUUUUUUCGAGUGAAGAGCUCUGAAUGAGAGGGCGAUGCUCAGUUUGUGGCACAGGGCAGGCACCCAGGCCCUGCACGACCAGCACGGGCUCGCCUUUUGCUUCCAACUGGAACUGAGCAGUUUCUGUUAUCUGGCUGUGCAACGGGAAAGCGAAUCGGUCUCUCCUUUUUCCAUAGUUUGUUUAGGAAACUAUGGUCUAGAGAUAGGUGAGCUGGGAGAAGUUGUCUAAACAAGGUCUGUCUCGCCUGGAGGUUUCAUUUCCCACACAGAGAGAAGUUGUGCUCAACUCCAUGUGAUGGAGGAGAUCUACUCAUUGCUUGCAUGGUUGUCCUAAAGCUUGAGCCAGCUCUGCACUCUUCCAUGUGCCCCAGUGCCUUGUGCCCCCAAGCCUUUGUCUUAGGGACAGAACCAUGAGGAGUCCUCCAGGAAAACUCCAAACACGAGCCCAGAGGUGACCACCUUUCGGUGCCAGAGGUGCGCGUGACUUGCAGACACGACCCCAAGGUGACUGCUGUGUGGCUGCGGUGCUGUGAGGGGAACCAGGAAAUCUGAAUCCUGGCUUGUGGGAAGAGUCCAGCUGGAAAUAUAAAUGUCCUCUUACAGUUUUCGUUGAUGGUUAGUUCUAUUUGGGGCUCCCAGCUCUCCUAGUCCAACACUGUGGUCUUCAGAGCCCUUUCCUCUUCCUUCCUGCUCAUGCACGAAGCGCUCUGCUGUUGUUUUCAGCUCGGAGAUCUCCCUCCCCAUUGUCACCCAUGUUUGAUGGCAAAGUCCCUCACUGGCACCACUACAGCUGCUUCUGGAAGCGGGCUCGAAUCGUGUCCCACCUGGACAUCGAUGGCUUCCCUGAGCUCCGGUGGGAAGAUCAGGAGAAAAUCAAGAAAGCCAUUGAAACUGGAGGCCCCGGAGGAGGAAAAGGAGGGGAACAGGAAGGAGGUGGCAAGGCUGAGAAGAGCCUAAAUGACUUUGCUGCAGAAUAUGCCAAGUCUAACAGAAGUACUUGCAAAGGCUGUGAGCAGAAAAUAGAAAAGGGUCAGAUCCGGAUUUCCAAGAAGAUGGUGCAUCCUGAAAAGCCGCAGCUGGGAAUGAUAGAUAACUGGUACCACCCGGACUGCUUUGUGAGCCGCCGAGCAGAGCUGGGCUUUCUCCCGCAGUAUGGGGCUGCCCAGCUCCUGGGCUUCAGCAUCUUGAAAGCUGAAGAUAAAGAAACUCUGAAGAAGCAGCUCCCGGCUACCAAGAGUGAAGGAAAGAGAAAAGGAGAAGAGGUAGAUGGAAAUGUGACUGCGAAAAAGAAACAGAAAAAAGAAAAAGAGAAAGAAUCAAAGCAGGAAAAACAGCUGAAGGAGCAGACAGAGCUGAUCUGGGGCAUCAAGGAUGAGCUGAGGAAGGUCUGCUCCACUAACGACCUGAAAGAGCUGCUGAUUGCCAACAAGCAGGAAGUUCCUUCAGGGGAGAAUGCCAUUUUGGACCGAGUAGCAGAUGGGAUGGCAUUUGGAGCUCUGCUUCCCUGCGAGGAGUGUAAGGGGCAGUUUGUGUUCAAGAGUGACGCAUAUUACUGUUCAGGGGAUAUUACUGCCUGGACUAAGUGCGUUGCUAAAACGCAGACUCCCAACAGGAAAGACUGGGUAAUCCCCAAGGAGUUUCGGGAAAUUCCCUACCUGAAGAAAUUUAAGUGUAAGAAGCAGGACAGGGUAUUCCCUCCAGAUGCUGCGGCUGUGAACUCUGCGCCUCCUCCCUCCGCAUCUGCUCCUUUGACAGAGACCGCGUCUGCGCCUAAGGACAAACCACUGACCAACAUGAAGAUCCUGGUUCUUGGAAAGCUGUCGAAGACCAAGGAGGAGGUGAAGAGCAUUGUGGAGGACCUGGGAGGAAAGAUGACGACAACAGCUAACAAGGCCACCCUGUGCAUCAGCACACAGAAGGAUGUGGAGAAAAUGAGCAAGAAGAUGGAAGAAGUGAAGGAGGCCAAAGUCCGUGUGGUCUCAGAGGAGUUUCUUCAGGACGUGAAAACUUCCAGCAAGGACUUUCAGGAGCUUGUGUCUCUCCAUGCGGUUUCACCUUGGGGUGCAGAGGUGAAAAUGGAGCACGAGGAAAUGGCUGUGGAUGGGAAGUGCAGCAAGCCCUCAAGUAUGAAGAGUGCUGGGAAGGUCAAAGAAGAACAAGGACCUAGCAAGUCUGAAAAGAAAAUGAAGCUAACAGUUAAGGGUGGAGCGGCAGUAGAUCCUGAUUCUGGUUUGGAGGAUUCUGCUCAUGUCUUUGAAAAAGGUGGAAAGAUUUUCAGUGCAACUCUGGGCCUCGUAGAUAUUGUGAAAGGAACAAAUUCCUAUUAUAAGCUGCAGCUGCUAGAGGAUGACAGAGAGAACAGAUACUGGGUGUUCAGAUCUUGGGGUCGUGUGGGCACUGUAAUCGGGAGUAACAAGCUGGAGCAGAUGCCAUCAAAAGAAGAUGCUGUUGAACACUUCCUGAAUUUGUAUGAAGAGAAAACUGGCAAUUCUUGGCAUUCAAAGAACUUCACUAAAUAUCCCAAAAAAUUCUACCCGCUGGAAAUAGAUUAUGGACAGGAUGAAGAAGCUGUCAGGAAACUGACAGUGGGUGCCGGGACUAAGUCAAAACUUGCGAAGCCAAUCCAAGAUCUCAUUAAGAUGAUCUUUGAUGUGGAGAGCAUGAAGAAAGCAAUGGUGGAAUUUGAGAUUGACCUGCAGAAGAUGCCAUUGGGAAAACUGAGCAAGCGGCAGAUCCAGAGCGCAUACUCCAUCCUUAACGAGGUUCAGCAGGCAGUUUCAGACAGUGGUUCAGAAUCCCAGAUCUUGGACCUCUCCAACCGCUUCUAUACUCUGAUUCCUCAUGACUUUGGGAUGAAGAAACCACCUCUCCUAAAUAACUUGGAAUAUAUUCAGGCUAAAGUGCAGAUGUUGGACAACUUGCUUGAUAUCGAGGUUGCUUACAGCCUUCUCAGAGGUGGAAACGAAGAUGGAGAUAAAGACCCAAUUGACAUCAACUAUGAAAAACUUCGAACUGAUAUUAAGGUUGUUGACAAAGAUUCAGAAGAAGCCAAGAUUAUUAAACAAUAUGUGAAAAAUACUCAUGCUGCUACUCACAACGCAUAUGAUCUCAAAGUCGUGGAUAUCUUCAGGAUUGAGCGUGAAGGAGAGAGUCAGCGUUACAAGCCAUUUAAGCAGCUUCAUAAUCGCCAGCUGCUGUGGCAUGGUUCCCGCACCACCAACUUCGCCGGUAUCCUCUCACAGGGUCUCCGGAUAGCUCCCCCUGAAGCUCCUGUGACCGGCUACAUGUUUGGGAAGGGCAUCUAUUUUGCAGAUAUGGUAUCCAAGAGUGCCAACUACUGUCACACAUCUCAAACUGAUCCCAUAGGCUUAGUACUACUGGGAGAAGUUGCCCUUGGAAAUAUGUAUGAGCUAAAGAAUGCUUCUCACAUAACAAAGUUGCCCAAGGGAAAACACAGUGUGAAAGGCUUGGGCAAAACUGCACCUGAUCCCACAGCCACUACCACCCUUGGUGGUGUAGAGGUUCCCUUAGGGAACGGGAUCUCAACAGGAAUUAAUGAUACCUGUCUUCUGUAUAAUGAAUAUAUUGUGUAUGAUGUUGCUCAGGUAAAUCUGAAGUACCUGCUGAAACUGAAAUUCAACUAUAAGACAUCACUCUGGUGAACAGUAUUUAGAAGCCCUGUUAGAGUUAUACUGUAGUUACACUAUAGCGUUGACUUCUGACAUGCUUAUGCAUUGACUUCUCUUACCAAGAUAUCAAGAGCUAAACUGCAGAAGAGGUUACUAAAUCCUAUUUAGUACAACACUUAGUGAAAGUUUUAUAUAAAUGUGUGGCAACACAUGGACCUGAAUUCUGAUGAGAACGAGUACCUGGGUUUUGUUUUAUACCACUUCUAAUUUUGGGGCUUUCAAGUGUUUCUUUUAAUUGACCAAACUGACGAAAAAAAAAAGUAAAAUCAAGCUUGUGUUUUUAGCCAGAGCUGGGCAAUAGCAGGAGAAGGAACUUGAUGAUCUUUCUGAUAUUUGCUCUGUUAAAGUUCCCUCUUGUUUAAGAUACCCGUUUUCAUUUGAAUAAAUGAUAAAUGUGCAUUUAUUUUGAGGUAAAAAAUAAAAGCUAAUUUCAUACUAACAGCUUUAUGUUUCAAAACUUCCAAAUUGUUUUGGUUUUGAGUCAUGAUUUAAAUGUAUUUGGUAGAAUGUUCUUAAACACGAUAUCUCUCUCUGAAGAUCAGAUGCCAAAUAUUGAAAUCUGUAGUCACGUUUCAGGAAGUCAUGGUGAAAUGAAAAUUUGGACUUUCCACUGAGACUUCAUCUGUCAACAGUUGGUGUGGUAAACAUGGAAAAUGAACUUGUGGCUGUUUGAAUUUAGUAUUAGCCCCAAUAAACCUCCUUUAAAUAUCUACCUUCAA